AUGCAAAACCUGAAAUGGGUUUUGAAUCUCUUGUUUGUUUCUGCUCUUCUUCGCAAUCUCAUCCACUCGUCAUCACAAGUAAUCUGCUCAAGCCAAGACAGAGCAUCACUUCUGAGUUUCAAGUCAAGCAUCAUCGAGGACACAACUGGAGUCCUGUCUUCAUGGGUUGGCAAAGAUUGUUGCAAUGGAGACUGGGAAGGUGUUCAAUGCAAUCCGGCCACCGGAAAAGUCACCAACUUGGUCCUGCAAAGCUCCGAGAAGGAUCCUACUCUUUACAUGAAAGGCACAUUAUCACCUUCAUUGGGUAAUCUCGGAUCUCUCGAGGUUCUGUUCAUAACCGGAACCAAAUUCAUCACCGGCUCGAUCCCAAACAGCUUCUCUAAGCUAACUCGUCUCACACAGCUCGUGCUCGAUGACAAUUCUCUCAAAGGCAAUCUUCCUUCUGGUUUAGGCCAUCUUCCAUCGUUGGAAACUCUUUCUUUAGCUGGGAAUCGCUUCUCAGGUAUUGUCCCGGCGAGUUUGGGAAACUUGAGAAGCCUCUCUGCGAUGAGUCUGGCUCGAAACUCUCUCUCCGGUCCAAUCCCAGUGACUUUCAAGAACCUUGUCAAGCUUCAGACUCUUGAUCUCAGCUCCAAUUUGUUGUCCGGACCAAUCCCGGAUUUCGUUGGCCAAUUUCGGAAUCUAACCCGUCUUGGUCUCUCCAGCAACAGAUUCUCCGGAGGAUUACCAGUUUCUGUUUACAACUUGGGGAAGCUUCAGGACUUGUCGUUGGCGCGUAACGAUCUCACCGGACAACUCUCAGACCGAAUCAGCAAUUUGAAGUCUCUCACUACUCUUGACUUAAGCAGCAACAAGUUCAUUGGUCACAUACCAGCUUCCAUUACAAGACUGCAGAAUCUCUGGUCUCUCAAUCUCUCGAGAAACCAUUUCUCCGAUCCUCUCCCUGUUGUUGUAGGCAGAGGAUUUCCUUCUCUACUGUCCAUUGAUCUUUCCUACAACAACCUUAACCUUGGAGCAAUUCCAAGCUGGAUCAGAGACAAGCAGCUCUCAGAUAUCAACUUAGCUGGUUGCAAACUGAGAGGAACUUUUCCAAAGCUAACAAGACCACACGAAGUGACAUCGCUUGACUUGUCUGACAACUUCCUCACAGGUGAUGUUUCAGGUUUUUUAACCAACAUGACGAAUCUUCAGAGACUGAAGCUCUCAAAGAACCAGCUCAGGUUCGAUCUCUCCAAGCUAAAGUUGCCAGAAGGGGUCUCUUCUGUUGAUCUAAGCUCAAAUCUAGUGACAGGGUCGCUUUCAAGCCUGUUAAACAACAAGACAAGCAGCUUCUUGCAAGAGGUUGAUCUCACCAACAACCAAAUCUCGGGGAGGAUCCCUGAUUUAGGGGAAAGCUUGAAUCUGAAAGUACUCAACAUAGGGAGCAACAAAAUCGGUGGACAGAUCCCAAGUUCAAUAUCAAACCUUGUUGAACUUGUGAGACUUGACAUCUCAAGGAAUCACAUUACAGGAGUCAUACCUCAAGCUCUAGGACAGCUCUCGCAGCUCAAUUGGCUCGACCUCUCCAUCAAUGCACUUUCAGGAAGAAUCCCAGAUAGCUUACUCAACAUAAAGGCAGUGAGACAUGUGAGUUUCAGAGCCAACAGAUUGUGUGGACAGAUCCCACAAGGAAGACCAUUCAACAUCUUCCCUGCAGCUGCUUAUCUGCAUAACCUGUGCUUGUGUGGCAAGCCAUUACCACCUUGCAGGAAGACAAUGAAGUGA
This is a messenger RNA of Microthlaspi erraticum, 1764 nucleotides long. Lineage: Eukaryota; Viridiplantae; Streptophyta; Magnoliopsida; Brassicales; Brassicaceae. The record is from the annotation of a GenBank genome assembly.